AAACAGACUGUGUGGGCAGUCAGUUCUUCCGGCGGCCGCCUCCUCUGCUCGAAUAAAGCCAUCGGAGCUCUUGCGGCGCGACCUCGAGCGAACGCUCGCAGGUCGCAGCUCUACUCCGCCGUGCUCUGAAGUCCAUCGCGCCGGCAGCAGCAUCAUCAUCUGCCGUGCGUCCUCCGUGCUUCGCCUUGUUCUUGCCCCCUGUUGUUUCUAUUCAGACAGCGAAGUUGAUAGCUCGCCGGCCUCUGCAUGAUACCACGGGUCCACAGCAGCAGUUGUGUGAUUGACCGAGAACUGGCACCAGAACAAGAAUCUCGCAACUCCCUUGUUGACUGGCGUAGUUUUGAGUGGGUUUCUCCAUUCCCGGAUGGGCAGGCCUAGAGGAGGAAAGGCUAAACGGCCGACGCCCCAAGCUACCAAGAGCGAGGAGGCCGAUGCCGCCAGCGGCGACGAGGAGGCCGUGAUGCCAGCGUACAAGAGAAGGGGACGGCCGCACAAGCACCUCAAGGCUGAAGACACCGACGAGGAGGAGGACGGUGCCAAGGUCGAGCACGUGGAGGACAGUGACGGCGCCAAACCGGUCGUGCCGAGCAAGGGCUCGACCGAGAACGGAGGGAAGAAGAGGAGGCGGCGGCGGCAACCGAAUAACAAGGGAGGCUGCGACUCGGCGGCGGGGAAGGACGAGGCCGUCAAGCAGAGCGGGUUCCGGCAUCAUGGGAGCCGGCGGAAGAGCACCCCGCGGCGAGCUGCCGAGGCGGGGGUGGAGUGCAAGUGAGGCUCCGGAUUGGAGCGGAUUAGCUAUGCGACUAUGCGAGCCAUGACGGAUUGCAAUUUUUUUUAGUUUUUUGGGGGUCAUGCUUCAUGUUGUAUAGAUCAAGAGCCCAGGACUCUGCUUCGAUCUUUGGCCGUGCCGUUUCUUGUUCCGCAACUAGCUUUCGGUCCAAAAGGAAAAAAAAUAAAAUCGUUUCAAAAAACUAGCUUUCGGUCCAACUGAGUAUCUGAAUAGCUGGCUAAUGAGGCUGCCUGCGUCAUAAAAAAAUGGUGAUUAUAUUUGGUAUAUACUAUAUACUGUGUAUUUUUUUCUUCUCUCUUUUUUUAGCAAAGGAGAUU
Messenger RNA from Panicum hallii, 1107 nucleotides. RefSeq lists its product as uncharacterized. The coding region runs from base 365 to 772 and encodes 135 amino acids. The record is from RefSeq and is a predicted model, not a curated record. Lineage: Eukaryota; Viridiplantae; Streptophyta; Magnoliopsida; Poales; Poaceae. The transcript has 3 exons.